AUUGACUGCCGGAAAGUCACAUUGUAUGUUCUAUCACAUCAACUGGUGGUCCUUGAGAGCAUCGGCUGACUUUGCACUAGAAACUCCCACAUACACUACAACGUCGAAAUCAUCACCGAAAUAACCUCACCAUGGUUAUGAAUCUUUUCAGUGGCUUUGCCGCCUCUGGCAUCCUCAUGAUUGUGCUCACUAUCGUCCGAGUUUGCACAAUCAUCACACUCGGCUCGGUCAUGACAUCCUGCUGGGUCCUUGCCAUCAAAAUCGACAUGAGCAAGCCUUGGUUCUUCUUCGAUGCCGCCUCGCUUGUCUUCAUGAGCGGCAUCUGCCUAUUUCUGGUGCUAUCUGAGCUGCCGUUUGGAAAGGCCUUCUUCAUGAACCACUGGCCUGCCUUCUCCGCUAGAUCUAGCUUGGGAUGGCUCGGCCUUGCGCUUGUCGCUAUUGGCUGCAACAUUUUGGGCAAGCUCAACAACUCCAACGUCGAGCGGAAAAACAUUGGCGGACCCUGGUACUCGCUGGUACUGGCAUCUGGAAUCCUCAGUCUCAUCAUGGGCGUGCUCAACCUCAUUGGCACCCUCGCCAGUAUCCCUAAGGGUGGUGCUCGCCAGGUUCGCUCAUGGGGCAACCAGGAGCCUAUUCCCGAUGAUCUCCCUUACCACAAGUCCAUUGACGAAGAAAAGUCUCCAAUCGUCAAGCCUCUCAAGAUCUUCAAGCUGUUCCGAGGCCGCAGUAAGAACUCCUUUGAUAUCCCAGGCCCUGAGCCAACUUCAGCUUACCGUUACCCCGAGUCUAAUGCAGCAUCGCGUGGCGGCAACCCCGCGAGUCAUCACUCCGGUCGACGGUCGAGCGAUGAUCUUGAGUUCAACCCGGUCUCUCCAACGGGACCUCCGCCGCCCAUGUCGCAGCACCCUGCAUUCGCCACCAACUAUGCUGAGAGCGUGUAUCCGGAUGAAGAGCCGUCUUGUUCCAAGUCCAGCAAGCUGGAGGUGCCGCCAAUGCCUCACCCUGCAGUGGUGGAUGAUGCUGCAUCGCUUGCGCCCCCGGGUGUCAAGCACAACCGGUAUUCCCUCUCAUCACUGAACCGGUGGAGUCGGCAGACCAGGAAAUAGACCUCUUUGCAUUCAAAUGGCGUUUGAAAGUAGGCAGGUUGCCACUGGUAUAUGGAGUCUGAUUUAGUACAUUGCGAAUACCAUGAAUUCAAGUUGAAUCACGUUCUCAUACGCCUCUGAAUCCCUCCAAAUGAAAUGAAUAGAUUUCUUUCGAUGUCUUGAAGUAAUAGUAAGGAGAAGGUAAGGUAGUACUGUAAUUGGUUCA
Molecule: messenger RNA, 1311 nt
Organism: Emericellopsis atlantica
Lineage: Eukaryota; Fungi; Ascomycota; Sordariomycetes; Hypocreales; Bionectriaceae
Exons: 1
Coding region: 132-1106 (324 amino acids)
Source: RefSeq, a predicted model, not a curated record